Paramisgurnus dabryanus is the source of this 3387-nucleotide messenger RNA. NCBI's taxonomy places the organism in Eukaryota, Metazoa, Chordata, Actinopteri, Cypriniformes, Cobitidae. The record is from RefSeq and is a predicted model, not a curated record.
GUUGUCCCGUCGUUAGCAUGAGUUGGCACGCAUACCGGAAGCAGAUUGAAACAACCAGGAAUUAGGCAACAGCAUAAGUUUUGACAGAUUUUUGUAGGGAAUUUGGGGAAUCAUUUUGCUUUUUCUUCGGACUCUGUUAACAGAUUGCUGCCAUGAGUCUUCAGUGGACGGCCGUGGCUACGUUUCUGUACGCCGAAGUAUUUGCUGUACUGCUGCUGUGUAUCCCAUUCAUCUCUCCAAAACGAUGGAGUAAAUUUUUCAAAUCUCGACUGGUUGGUGUGAUUACGGCGUACGGAAACACGGCCUUCAUUGUGAUCAUUUGUAUCCUCGUCUUUCUUCUCGUAGAUGCUUUCAGAGAAGUAAGAAAGUACAGCGUUUCAGAGACGGUGGACCCGAGCAAUCACCCUGUGGCCAUCGAGCACAUCCACAUGAAGCUUUUUAGAGCUCAGAGGAAUGAAUACAUCGCUGGCUUCGCUCUGCUGCUGUGUUUGCUGUUGAGACGUUUGGCCACUCUUCUGUCCCAGCAGGCCACGCUGAUGGCCUCUAAUGAAGCUUUUAAGAAGCAGGCGGAGGGUGCAAAUACUGCUGCGAAGAAAUACAUGGAGGAAAAUGAGCAUCUGCAGGAGAAACUGAAGGAAGCAGGUGUGGAGGUGCCUGAGAUGGGUGGGAAGACUAAUGCCGAGGAGAAGAAGAAUCUGGCCGAGGAGCUCCGACAGCUGAAGGAUGAACUCGAUGCAACGAAGAAAGCUCAUCAGAAGGCUGAAAGUGAUGUGAAGGCCAUGAAGAAGCAGGCCGAGAACCUCACAUCAGAGUAUGACCGUCUAUUGGACGAACACAGCAGACUGCAGGUCAAAUUUGAUGCUCAAUCGGAUAAAAAAUCAGACUAAAUGGACCAUAAUGCACCUGGCCGCUUUCCUGCAUCGUCAUUGGCUGAAGCUCUGCUGGGUUUCGUUUCACUUCACUGGCUGUUGAGUGUAAGCUGGUCCUGUUCCUCACAAACAUGUUUUUUUUUUUGCUAUGAUUUAUUCAAAGUCAAAUUUAUGAAACACUGUACGAUUCUGUUUGCUGUGAUUUAUUGGUAAAACUAUUAUGUAAAGGUUUUGGUAAGAAGGGUGUUACAAACAGUAUGUAUAAAUGUUUUAUAAAUAAUGCCCACUGUUUCAAUAGAAGACCAAAAACGAUAAACACAUUUAUAAAUUAUUCCUAAUAGUUUUGCAUUUGCUUUAUUUUUUCUGCUAUAUAGAAAACCUUUUGUCUGUCUGUACUAUAAGUAUGGAUAUAUGGUUGCAUGUUUUAGUUCAUAUUAAAUCCACAUUAUACGCUAUACCUAAGUCACUCCCUCCAGUUUACGAUCAAUGAGCCACGUUUUUGACUGUCUAUAGGCAGAUAUCUUUGUGUGUGUUUGCCCUGUAUGCCAUAGAUCACGUCUCUUUUGGACUAUUGUCGAGCGGAGAGAACGGGUUUUAUCCGGUCUGGUCCUGUUUGAGGCCACAGAUUCAGAAUAAUCUGAUAUGAGCCGGGCAGAGCUGCUACACAGGGUAAUAACGCCACUUUGGCAGGAACAGUGAAGCGUCCACAGCUGAUAUUACAUUUCAAAACACAACACACUGUAUCAAUCUCCUUCCAGGUCUCCAAACGAUAUUAACGUCCCCCUCGAAGGUUUACAUUUUAAGCCAACACUAUUUGAUGUCUUGUGAUUAAAAACAUGAAUAUUUAAGUUUUGUGAGAUCAUUACAGAAAUGAUUGCAAAGCUAUAUGUUUAACAUGCGAUUCCUGAAAAGAUUCAACAUGAUGACAUCAUAGCUGUGUUAAAAUAGGGUGUUGAGGGAACGGCAUUUGCGCCAAUUCGGGUUCCAGGUUCAGUGACUCGGUGUUUGGUAUUUCAGACCUCCAUGACAGUUAACAUGUUAGUGCGAGGAAUGCCGUCUGCAUCUGCAACCAUGACAAUAGUUUACAGUUUCAUUCGCUCUACAGAUGAACAAGUAAAACAUUCACAAGAGAAACAGUUUAAAGGGAUAGUUAACCCAAAAAUAAAAAAUUUGUCAUUUACUCACCCUCUAGUUGUUACAAACCUGUAUACAUUUCUAGAUAUUUAAAAAAAUAUAGUGUUUCUAACCAAGCAGAUUUGGGGUAGCAUUGACUUUUAUCAUAGAAUAAUACAAUGGAAGUCAAUGGUGCCCCAGAUCUGUUUGGUUAUUAACAUUUUUCAAAAUAUCUUCAUUUUUGAAAAAUAUACAGUAGUGUUUCUAACCAAGCAGAUCUGGGGUACCAUUGACUUUUAUCAUAGAAUAAUACUUUUGGAAGUCAAUGGUGCCCCAGAUCUGUUUGGUUAUUAACAUUUUUCAAAAUACCUUGAUUUUUUUUAAGUUAUACAGUAGUGUUUCUAACCAAGCAGAUCUGGGGUACCAUUGACUUACUUAUUCAUUUAGCUGAGGCUUUUAUCCAAAACGACUUACAAUUGCUAUAAAGGUCAGAGGUCGCACGCCUCUGGAGCAACUAGGGGUUAAGUGUCUUGCUCAUGGACACAAUGGUGUGUCACAGUGGAUUCGAACCAGGGUCUCUCACACAAAGGCAUGUGUCUUAUCCACUGCGCCAUCACCACCCCUUUUCGUGAAAAAAUACUAUGGAAGUCAAUGGUGCCCCAGAUCUGUUUGGUUAUAUUAACAUUUUUCAAAAUAUCUUCAUUUUUUAAAGUUAUACAGCAGUGUUUGUAACUAGCAGAUCUGUGGUACCAUUGACGUCCAUCUUGGAAAAAAUACUAUUGGAAGUCAAUGGUGCCCCAGAUCUGCUUGGUUACAAACAAUCUUCAUUUGUGUUCAGCAAAACAAAGAAAUUUAUACAGGUGUGUAACAAUUUAAGGGUGAGUAAAUGAUGACAGAAUUUUAAUUUUUCAGCAAACUAUCCCACCCUUUAAUGAAGAUGUUGAUGUAUAGCUGAAGAUGAAAGCGUAUAUUUGGUGGAGCGAUGUUUUAUUUUGAUGAGGUGUUUCAGGUUUUGGUGUCAGCAGAUGCUUUAAAUAUAAUGUUGCAUAAUUACCAAAUCAAUAAAUUGACUGUAUUAUAAUAUUAAUGGGGUUUUUCGUCUUUAUAUGCAUUUCUAAACUUAACUCAUUUGUUUUUGCAUCAUUGUAUUCGAAGUCUUGAAGGAAAACAAAUGCACUGCAGUGAAAACCUGAUGAAAGCCAAUAAUGAAAUAAAUGAUCAUGGAUGUUUUAUCACAGUGUACAGCGUAAUGAACAGUUCUGAUAGACGUUAUCUGUCUCUGAUGUCCUCAGGACAGCACUUGCUGCAUCUUUCUUCAUUGCAAACUAUGAUUUUAUUGUGUUUUGAUGUGCUUUAGGCGGAAUCUUGAUGAACAAACCAAUAAAUUUUGCCAUCCUUAAUGAAA